AAAUGUAUUCCAUUUUAUGCUUAAAAAAGCCGACCGUUGCAUAAAAAUUAAAAUACUAGUCCCAUUCAAGUUUGGAAGGUUAAAACCCCAAGUCCUAAAGCCCUUCUCCACGACCAUCAACCAUGUCUUCCCUCCACCGUCGUCUCCAUGGCAUCUUCACCGGUACUUCUGUCCGUGCAACGUCCCAAACCAACACCUUCAAAGCCUCGGCCCGAAACGCUCGCACCAAAGAAGGCAAACUCGAACAACUGGUCGAGAAGUUCAAGAAAUCCUCCGCGUCCCACCGCUUCCGCGCCUCGCACGGCGUCUACGAGUCCACGGUUCGCCGCCUCGCUUCUGCCCAGAAAUUCUCCAUGAUAGAAGAAAUCCUAGAAGCCCAGAAGAAGUACCCGGACAUCUCCACCGAGGGAUUUGCAAUCCGUCUGAUCUCCUUGUAUGGUAAAGCAGGCAUGUUUGACCAUGCACACAAGGUGUUCGAAGAAAUGCCUGAGCUGAAUUGUGCACGUACAGCCAAGUCCUUCAACGCCCUUUUGGCGGCUUGUGUGAACGCCAAGAAAUUCGAUAAAGUUGAUGAGCUUUUCAGGGGACUACCGCAAAAAGUGUCAAUAGAAGUGGAUUUGGUCUCUUAUAAUAUUGUUAUCAAUGCAUUUUGUGAGAUGGGUUCGUUGGAUACUGCGCUUUUGAUGCUUGAUGAGUUGGAGAAGAAUGGGUUGGAGCCUGAUUCGGUAACAUUCAAUACGCUUCUCAAUGGGUUUUAUAACAAUGGUCGGUUUUUGGACGGAGAGAAGAUAUGGUGUAUGAUGGAGAGCAAGAAUGUUAUUCCUGGUAUUAGAAGUUAUAAUUCAAGGCUGCGCGGUAUGGUUCAUGACAAUAGAAUAUCAGAAGCAGUUAAUUUGUUUGAUGAAAUGCGAAGCAAAGGAAUUAAACCGGAUGUGAUUAGUUAUAAUGCUUUGAUUAAAGGGUUCUGUAAUGAUGGGAAGUUGGAGGAAGCGAAAUGGUGGUAUAGGGAACUAAGAGAAAAUGAAUGUAGUCCUGAUUGGGUCACUUUUGUGGCCCUUAUUCCACUUCUUUGCGAAGAGGGUGAUUUCGAUAUGGCUCUUGAGCUCUGUGCGGAGGUUAUCAAUCAACGGUUUACUAUUGACACAGUGUUAGUGCAGCGUGUGGUGGAUGGGUUGGUCAAGGAGGCAAAGAUUGAGAAAGCGAAGGAGCUUGUAGAACUGGGAAAGUCGAAAAAGUUUUUCCAUUACAAACUAAAAUUGCCUCUGGACAAGUAAAUUAGUAGGUGGUCGCUCGAGUUGAGAUACUCAGCAGUUAUUGGACGCAAUUGGCAUUUUUUGUUUAUUGUGUUUGACAGUUAUGGAGAUCGAACUUUAAUGAGGAAGUUUGUUUUUGUUAUUAAGUUUUUUUCGAGUAUUUAUAGAGCUCUAAUUGAUGUUUUAAAAGUAAUUUGGUGGUAUAAUAAUCGAGUCUUGGACGAAAGAGAAAAGGUUCAAAUUAAGUAGGUUUAA
This is a messenger RNA of Alnus glutinosa, 1508 nucleotides long. Its product is annotated as small ribosomal subunit protein mS78 (rPPR3a)-like. Gene Ontology annotation, cellular component: chloroplast. Bases 123 to 1274 code for a protein of 383 amino acids. Gene Ontology annotation, molecular function: protein binding. The transcript is spliced from 2 exons. The record is from RefSeq and is a predicted model, not a curated record. NCBI's taxonomy places the organism in Eukaryota, Viridiplantae, Streptophyta, Magnoliopsida, Fagales, Betulaceae.